Molecule: messenger RNA, 1947 nt
Organism: Oryzias melastigma (Indian medaka)
Lineage: Eukaryota; Metazoa; Chordata; Actinopteri; Beloniformes; Adrianichthyidae
Gene: esrrd
Product: estrogen-related receptor delta
Exons: 7
Coding region: 185-1309 (374 amino acids)
Biological process (GO): regulation of DNA-templated transcription
Molecular function (GO): sequence-specific DNA binding; zinc ion binding; DNA-binding transcription factor activity
Source: RefSeq, a predicted model, not a curated record
CUCCUCCCCCCUCAGUCCCUCCUUCCCCCUCGACACCUCGUCUUCCUUCAGCCCCUCAAACCCCGCCUUCCUCUUCUCCAGCCCCGCCUCCUCCUCCUCCUCCUCCUACAGUCUCCUCUCGGGGGUCACGGAGCCCGACUCGCUGACGGGGAGCAGUUCCAGCCGGGAGAGCGAAGGGGGCAGCAUGUCCGCAUCCGACGUUUCGGGGCGUCUUUUGCUGCUGCAGACAGAGUCGUUCUCAGCAAAGGUGGACUCCAUCCUCAGGGGGGACUACCUGACCCCGAUGGGUCCUGUGGGGCCCAAGCGGCUGUGUUUGGUGUGCGGAGACUUCGCCUCCGGGUAUCAUUAUGGGGUGGCGUCCUGCGAGGCCUGCAAGGCGUUCUUCAAGAGGACCAUUCAAGGCAACAUCGAGUACAGCUGCCCGGUGAUGAACGACUGCGAGAUCACCAAGCGCCGGAGGAAGGCCUGCCAGGCCUGCCGCUUCCAGAAGUGCCUGCAGGCGGGGAUGAUGCGGGAGGGUGUGCGCCUGGACCGGGUCAGAGGAGGCCGGCAGAAGUACAAGAGGCGGAUGGAGGUGGGGGCGGGGCUCUGUGGCAGAGGCGGGUAUGGCCAUCCCAGCGGCAGCAGCAGCAGCAGAAACAAGGUGGUUUCUCACCUGCUGCUGACAGAGCCCGCCCCCCUGGCGGCCAAUCAGGAUGACUCCACCAAUGACAGCAGCCUGCGGACUCUGCUGACCCUCUGUGACCUCCUGAACCGCGAGCUGCUGCUUCUGAUUGGCUGGGCAAAGCAGAUCCCCGGAUUCUCCGCCCUCUCAUUGGUCGACCAGAUGUCACUGCUGCAAAGCGGUUGGAUGGAGGCUCUGCUUGUAGGCGUGGCCUGGCGCUCGCAGGGUGCGUCGAGGGAGGAGCUUGUCUUCGCGUCAAACCUGCAGUUGGACGAGGUGGAGUGUCGAGCUGCAGGAUUGGCCGACCUGUACGAGGCGCUGCGUCACCUGACGGCGAGAUACGAGAACAUGAAGCUGAGCGCCGAGGAGGCGGCGGCGUUGAAGGCUGUGGCCCUCGCCAACUCCGACGCCGAGCCGUUGGACUGUCCGGACGCCGUGCACCGCUUCCAGGACGGGCUCCACGAGGCGCUGCAGGAGCACGAGGCGUCCAGGAGGGAGCAGCGGCGAGCGGGCCGGCUGCUCAUGAGCCUGCCGCUGCUGCGACAGACAGCGGACUGCGCCGUGCACGCCCUCCUGCGGCUGCACCGCCAGCGCCGCGUCCCGCUGCACAAGCUGCUGCUGGAGAUGCUGGACGCCAAAGCCUGAGUCCAGACGCAAAAAAAUAGACUUUUAUUUUCUUACAUGAAAGAACUUACGAGCAACAUUUUGACAUAAACGAGCUUCCGUAGAAUUCAUGUUUGGUUUCCGUGUCAGAAUGUUUCCAGAAAACAGGUCUCCACAUCAACUUUAAUCUCUGGAUUUUCAAAAUAAGAGUCUUCACAUAAAUGAGUUUCAAUUAUUAAUGAAAUAAUUCUGAUUUGGCUUUUUAUAGAUCAACUUCAACAGAAUCAAAAUAAAUAAACAAAAUCCAAAACAAACAAAACAACCUAUUCCAACAUGAUUUAGUUUCAAUUUGACUUUUUUCCAGAACUAGUUUUUCCUUUAAUGAUGUUUCAUAGUUUUGACACAAUUGGACUUCCGUACUUUUACACAGACAGGCUGAUAUUCUGGAAGCUCGUUAACCAAUCAAUGCUCAGCUCAACUGUCAUCAAUUUAACAGCAAAAUCUCAAAACCUUCAAUUAGACUUUCAUUCUGUUGAUGUUUAGUUCAGAGCUCAGCUGGUUACAUCAACGACAUUAGACUCAUAUUUAUUUUAAAACCAAAUGUAUUUUUUAAAUACCAUGUUUUAUUUAUUUGUCUUUAACUAUUGAAUGUUAUCUAUUUUUUAUAAAAAUAAAACUUU